Messenger RNA from Letharia columbiana, 327 nucleotides. RefSeq lists its product as uncharacterized. Lineage: Eukaryota; Fungi; Ascomycota; Lecanoromycetes; Lecanorales; Parmeliaceae. The coding region runs from base 1 to 327 and encodes 108 amino acids. The transcript has a single exon. The record is from RefSeq and is a predicted model, not a curated record.
AUGUCUUCUCGUGAACAACAGAAUAUCGCUCGGCGCUCCAGAAGCCCCCAUAACCGCCGUCAUCAUAAGCGCUCUCGAUCUCCCAACUCUCAUCUUUACCACCACGUCUCCCACAAGCACAAACACUCGAAGCCUUCUGCGCCGGUGCACCUCCCAUUACAAGCUUCAAAGCUGCACAAACAUGACUUUGAAACCGUCAAGCCGAUGUUUGAGUUGUACCUGGACAUCCAGAAGCAGAAGGUGCUGGAGGGCUUACCAGAUGACGAGGUAAAGGGCCGGUGGAAGAGCUUUGUAGGCAAAUGGUAUAUCUCUAUCCGUUGCAUAUGA